Messenger RNA from Drosophila gunungcola (fruit fly), 4933 nucleotides. Its product is annotated as protein FAM102A. Lineage: Eukaryota; Metazoa; Arthropoda; Insecta; Diptera; Drosophilidae. The transcript has 12 exons. The record is from RefSeq and is a predicted model, not a curated record. The coding region runs from base 547 to 3783 and encodes 1078 amino acids.
AUUAGCUGUGGUCACACUGGUUCGGUCGUGGGUGGCGCAUCAUCGCGUUUCUGCUGCCAAUUAAACAAGUGCAAAGAAUACAGUAAUUUCGCCAGUUGAUUCAAGCAAAUAUAUAGUAUAUCGUCUGGAGUUUGCAAAAACAAAAAGCGAACGCAGCCAGUCGUUGUUAGUGUGGCUGCUUUCUGCUGUUUGCAACCUCAGCGCUUCCGCCCACUAAAAGAAAAACUCUCUGCGCAAUUUGUUUGUCGCUUUUUAAUUUAGAGCUGGGAGUGUUGCAUACCAUACCGGACGCACCUCCUGCUCCACCAACUCCUCCAGCUCCACGACACAUUGUCAACCCUGAAAAUGGCAGUUAAGUAACCAGCCAAAAAAAAACACAACUGAUAGAACUAAAACUAACAACAGAGUAACAAAUAGUAAACCAAAAGAAAAGAAAACUACAACUAUCAAAGGUCAAUUAAAGGCGGUGCUGCGCAACCGCUGGUGACUUUCUCAUCCAUUCCGCGGUAGGACGGCAAAAGAACCCAGAUUGUUGGACAGGAAUUGAUGACACUUCUCGGGCCUAGCGCCCCUGGCAUGGCCUUUAUGAUGAAAAAGAAGAAGUACAAGUUCAACGUUGAAGUGCAGCUGCAGGAUUUAGUCGAGGUGGCCCUGGUCAAUGAGGUGUUGUUUGCCAAGAUACGACUGCUCGAUGGCGGAUCGUUUCAGGAGUACAGUAGUCGUGAGGAAGUGCGCAACCAUCGGGUGGAGUGGAACCGCAGCUUUGAGUUUCCCUGCAAGAUGAGCGCAAAUGCAUCGACCGGCGUUCUGGAUCCCUGCCACCUGCGCAUCUCGAUACGCAAAGAGAUGAAGGGCGGUCGCAGUUACUAUAAGUUGGGUUUUAUCGACCUCAAUCUUGCCGAGUUCGCCGGUGCCGGCCUCACCUCGCGUCGCUUCCUGCUCGAGGGCUAUGACUCGCGACAUCGCCUGGACAACUCCAUGCUGCGUGUGAGCAUCAAGAUGCACAUGCUCAGCGGUGAUAUUCUCUUCAAGGCACCAACACCGAACCUGAAGAGCAAGCAGAGCAAGCCGUCAAUGGAUGAUUUGACCAAUGCGGCCACUGGUGUGGGCCUUCAAACUCCGACGGCCAACGCUUUGCCCAGUAUGGGCAGUGGCAGUGGCAGUGGCGGAGCCUCCAUUCCCCUGGGCGGCAGUGGGGCCACCUUGGGCGGAGUUCCAACCACACAGUCGCUGCCGGGAACGCGGCCCGUCUCCACCACAAAAGAGGAGGCAAUUCUUGCAGAAAUCGAUAACCAGGCUUUGAUAGCGGCCAUCGUGACGGACUCCGGCUUGUCGGAGUCCUCGGAGUCGGCCGUAACGUUGACCACGGAUAAUCUUCAGCAACAUGCCGCCGCCGCCGCUUCCAAUGCCAUUAAUCCGGUGAACCAGGCGCUCCCGGGACCGGGAAUCAUUGGCAGCAACAACUACGGAACCACUGGAGUGGUAAUCGGGUUUUCUGGAGGCGGCAACGCUACCCUAAUGGAAAUGGGUCAUUCAAGGAAUUCCAGUAAUACUAGUCAAAUGUCAAAAGGUUCGGGUUAUAGUAGUUUUUCGCACAGUCAACAUUCAAGGCAAAGUUCUGAGGGUGAUUCGGGACAUGCUAGCCGUUUUAGAAAAUCCAUUUCUCUACUUAAUAGACUCAAUCAGAGAGCAAUUAAUGCCAUGAAAUUGAAUAUACACCGCGGGCCAAAGGGUCCGGAGCAGCAGCUGCCCGCCGGUGUGCCAGUGGUGCACAAAAGCAGCCACCAUGUCCAAACCACCCACCUCAGUCUAAGCACCACCAUCGAGUAUGUGAGCGAGGAGCAGCUCUUCCAGACUCCGAAUGCCACCAUGAGCACCUCUGGCGCGUUGGCCUUUGAGGAUUUCCGCACCCCGAUGGGCGAACUGGCCGGAGGUCCGCACUUCCAUCCGCUGGGAGCGGCGGCACGGGCAGGCGAGGGUGCCACUCCCUGCUCCACCAACACCUACCGCAGGACCGGAUCUCCGUCCCAUGCCACACAGUAUUACGACAGCGGCGAGGCCAGCGACACGGAUGAGUAUCUCAACGAGGACUCGGGCGACAAUGACUCCGGGCUGGAGGAGAACUUCCAUACGCCGCGGGUGGCCAAGAUCAAGUCGAUGGAGAAUCUCUCUAUACUGGAGAUGGAGUUCCACAAGGCCUCCAUGGAGCUGGACCGCAACUCGCCGCGCCGCCUCAAGCAGCUGGCCGAGCACGCCCAGAUACCCAAGAUGAAGUCGCUGAACAAUCUCUGCUUCGACGAGUAUGCAGAGCAAUCGGUUCGCGAGGAGUUCCAGCGCAUGCACGAGCAGUCGAUGGAGGAGCGGAUGCGGUUCCAGCAGCAGCACCACCAACUGCGAAAAAGCUCCACCGCCUCGAACGGAUCGACGGCUAAGCUGUAUGUGAAGCAUCUGACCCACCAGAGCCAGCAUCACAUGAAGGUGGGCAAUGCCAAGUUCAUCGGUCAGGAUGGUGAGAGUCCGCAGUCGUUGCACUAUCCCAUUCAGAAGAUGCGAUCGAUGGGCACCAUACCGGACAUUGUGAGCGAACGGAUCGAGGCGGACCCAUUUCUCACGCCGACGACCGAGCGAAAACCGAAUUUCCCGCGCCUCAUCCAGUCGGCGGAGAAGCCGGCGCUGGGCAGCAGCUAUGUAAAUCGAUUGCUCACCUACGACGUGGUCGACUCGCCGUCAAUGUCGUUUAUGUCGCGGACGCCCUUCCAGCGGGCCUAUAGACGAAAUAUUCAGCCGGGCAACGCUUCUUCGACGCCACUGGGCAACCAGGAAUCCUUCGUCGCCAGGCCACAUUCCACGAAUGCUGCCUACGAGCUAAUGAGAAGCUUCAGUGGAGUUCCUCGUCGACUCUUCGACGGCAAUGGCAGCAGCCAGACCAGCGGUGCUGUGGCCAGCACCACCAACAGGCAGCAGCAGCAGCAGCAGCAUCAGUCGGUUGCCGGAGGAUCCAAUUGUUACGUGGUCGGAUCCAGUUCAUCGCCAUGCGGAACCCUGGCCAGUAUACACUCGAAUCACUCGGCCUCGUCCUCGAAUGGCACCAACAGCAGCAGCAGCGGAGCACUUAUUACCUUUCAAUGCAAUCCAGGAGGAAGUGGUCCGGACACUGUGGACGCACCACUCACCCACCAAAUGCAGCAGCACCAGCAGCAGCAGACGACAGUGGGAUCGCCCAAUGGCCAUGGCAACAGUCCCCGUACUGGCGAUGCACUCAGCUCGAUGGCCGCCAGUCCCACGGAUGCGUGCAGCAUCCGCUCCAAUCCAUCGGCCGCCUCGCUACUCCUCUCCACGUCGGCGGCCGCCGCAGAGGCUUCUGCCAUGGCCUCGGCCACCACAAUGUCCGUGACGGGUGCCACACUUUCGCCGCUGGCCACCACCCAAAUCAUUCGCCGCCCUAGCAUCACCAUGAUGAAUCCCAGUUCCGGUUCGUUAGUUAUAAGUGAAACAGGAUCUCUAGAUCGGACGAAAAGCAGCGGUGAGAAGCGCAAGAAAGGAGCGCUGGAUGAUGGGCCACGCGUUUCGGACAGAGUGGAGGAGACGCGGGUCAAUCCAGACUUCUUGAUUGAUGAGAUUUUGAAGGAUACUAAGCUGGAUCAGCUGGAGGAAUCCGCAGAAACCUCAGGGCUUCAGCUGUACAUCGCUCGCGAUGGAACCGCCUCGUUGGGCGGACACGAGGUCAAGUCAAGCGUCCGAGCGGGUGCCCUCAAACAGGUCGUGAUGCAGGAUAGAAGAUAGUAGUGUCCGGGACUCCUAAGUGUUUUUUAAAAUGAAUUAGAAGACUUACCGAUCGAGUAAAAAUAACAGAAAGUGUAACAACUAAUCUUUAGUUUAGGAAAUGCAAACAUGUUUACUUGCAAACUAAAGUGAGAAUACAAAUACGCUAUAUAUAUGAGUAUAUAAAUGUAUGUCAUGUCGAAACUACACUACUAUGAAUGUAAUUAACGAGCUAUAUAUAUAUAUAUGCUGCUAAAACAAUAUGCAUAAACCUAGACGGGGCAAUAUUGCGUUCAACUCUGUCUUUAUAAACAUGACUAGGUGUUUUGGCAAGUGUUGUGGAUCAGGUAAACAACCGCUAAGAAUUAGGAAAACCAAAAAUGAACUUCGUAAUCCGGCACUUUAAUUAUGCAUGGAAAUAACACAAUGAAAAUCAAUCUAUAUAUGAGAUACAAAUUUAAAUUCUAAUUUUCAAAAUUAUGAUUUCGAUUUUUGCUUCCAUCAAUAUGUCCAGCCUCAGGCAUUAAAAUAUAUACAGAAAAAUAAUCGAAACAAAAUGCAAAUUUUCCAUACAAACAAAACUACAUACUUCGGGAUCGAUCUGCUAUACAUGAUGUUACAUGCCAUAACUAAUACAAAGCUUCAAAAUUCUAAUCCCGAUUUGUAGUAAUCAUCGAAAUAUAACGCAUCAAUCAAAAUCAAAAUAAGUUAAAUAAAUCAGCUAAAAUAGUUUUACAUUUACCCAUUCAGUCUGUAAUUUGCAUUUUGAUUUUGACAAUUUUUAUUACCAUUCACAAAGAAUUUUACAUUAUUAGCCUCAUAUACAUCGUUGUACAUUGCUAACUGGUAUUCUUAGCUCGUAGUUAGUAUUUUAAACUUUCGUAAAUCGUUACGCAAAUUGUGAAAAUAUUGCAAAAACCAAUACAAGUUUCAAUAUUUCGAUGUAAAAUAUAUAUUUUUGAGUUUAUUAUUUUUGUAUAAUCAUCAGUUCAAAAGUAAGCAACGCGUUAGGUGUGAAAACAAAACAUGCAAUUAGUUAUUAGCUAUAGUUUUAUGUUGAUAAUGUCUGUGUAAAAUUGCUUUAGUUAUUUUUCGAUAAUUUGUAAAAAAGAGGAGAAUUCGAAGAACUCCAGGUUAGUUUUUUAAAUUGUACAUGAAACAACAACAAAAA